This is a messenger RNA of Paramecium primaurelia, 519 nucleotides long. Lineage: Eukaryota; Ciliophora; Oligohymenophorea; Peniculida; Parameciidae. The record is from the annotation of a GenBank genome assembly.
AUGUUAAAAGAAUUCAAAGAAAUUACUUGCUUUGCUAGAAUUAGAUAGAUAGGAUCAAUAUUUCAAUAAUAUUUAAAUAAUGUCUAAUGCCUUGUUAUUUUAAAUCAAUUAGAAUAUUAAGAAGAGAAAAUGUAAUCAAUUCAAAAAUUGAUAAAUUAGAUUGUUUGGCUUAGAUUUAUUUAGUGAAACUUCUAUUCAAGCUGUUCUUACAAUUUAAACAUUUUAAAUUGAUUUAAUAAUCCUAUUGACAAUAUUAAUUAGUUCUAGAAGAAAAGAAUUUAAGGAUAUAUCAAUUAUUAACAAUAUAUAUUUGAGAAAAGAAUGAAAUUUUCAAAUUAUUAGACAUAAUUCAAGAGUAUUCUAAUUUUCAUAGAGAAGAUUUAUUAGAUUUGUCAAAUGUUUUAGAUUAUUGAAUAUAUAUUAGAUAAUUAAAACAAUUAUUGUCAAAUAUUUAGAAUUAUUUAGAUUAAGACAAAUGAUGCUUAUUAUUUAGAAUUAUUAGAUAAUUAUCUAGAGUGA